GGGCCCUAUAAACAGGUCUCCUUUCUUCCUCCUGGCAGCAGGCCCCAGCUAGCUGCCACCGCACCUGCUCAGGAUCAGCAUGGCUGUCCGCCUGUGGGUAGUUGCCCUGGCCUUGGCUGCCCUCCUCAUUGUGGACAGGGAAGUGAUAGUGGCAUCAGAAAAAUUCAUUUCUCCCAAAAUGCCUAUCUGUGACCACAGGAGAGAGCCUCCAAAUUGUCCCCAGACACCUAAUCUCAUCUGUGGCACUGAUGGGGUCACAUACAACAAUGAAUGCCAUCUCUGCCUGACCCGUAUGAAAACCAAAAAAGACAUCCAGAUCAUAAAGGAUGGCGAAUGCUGACCCCAAAGGAAUGCCUUGAGCCAUGAAGCUUCAAGCUGAAGAACAGCAGUGGGCAGAAGAUGUGAUGUAAAACAAAAGAUCAGGGAGCUGGGGAUUUAGCUCAGCGGCAUAAGCACCUGCCUUGUAAGCAGGCAGUCAUGAGUUUGAUCCCUGGUACCGAUAAGAAGGAAAAAGACAAAAAAAAUAAAUAAAUAAAAAUAAAAGAUCAGGGGCUAGGGAUUUAGCUCAGCAGCAUAAGUGCCUGCCUUGCAAGUGUGUGGUCGUUGAGUUCAAUCCCUGAUACUGGUAAAAAUACAAAUACAAUAAAUAAAUAAAUAAAUAAAUAAAUAAAUGAUCAGCCCAACUGGCAAAGUGGA
Messenger RNA from Cavia porcellus (domestic guinea pig), 696 nucleotides. It is a transcript of the gene Spink4, whose product is annotated as serine peptidase inhibitor Kazal type 4. The coding region runs from base 80 to 340 and encodes 86 amino acids. The transcript has 4 exons. Gene Ontology annotation, molecular function: protein binding; serine-type endopeptidase inhibitor activity. The record is from RefSeq and is a predicted model, not a curated record. Lineage: Eukaryota; Metazoa; Chordata; Mammalia; Rodentia; Caviidae.